Molecule: messenger RNA, 1176 nt
Organism: Prunus armeniaca (apricot)
Lineage: Eukaryota; Viridiplantae; Streptophyta; Magnoliopsida; Rosales; Rosaceae
Source: the annotation of a GenBank genome assembly
AUGACACCCUUAGAAAGAAUUCAUUUUAUGAGAUCACACCGUCAUAUUUCAGAACCUGCAAAGCUACUCACAAAACAACUUGGUUCAGCUGAUAUACCUACUCAUAAAAAGAUGAGUAUUUUGGAGGUGCAAUAUGGAGGAAUGGAGACAAUUGGUUUUACCAAAAAGGAUAUUUACAAUUUUGAAUAUUAUGAGAGUAGCCUGAUGAAGAACCAUGAUGUUGAACUGGUGAAUGAGUAUUUUUUAGCUGAACAGAAAAACAAUAUAUCAUUUUAUUUCAAGAUUGAGGGAGAUUCCAAUGACAGGCUUACUCGAUGUUUUUGGGCAGAUGCAACUUCUAGACGAGCAUACAGAUUUUAUGGAGAUGUUGUCGUGCUCGAUACCACAUUCAACACGAACCGAUAUGGCUUGCCAUUUGCACCAAUGUUGGGGGUUAAUAAUCAUGGUCAGACAAUUGUUUUAGCUUGUGCAUUUUUAAGUAAGGAAACGACUGAGUCAUUUAUUUGGAUGUUUGAGGAGUUUAAGAAAGCCAUGCCAAGUGGUGAGCCAAAAAUGAUCAUUACAGAUCAAGAUGCAGCUAUGGCUAGAGCGAUUUUUGAAGUAUUCCCCACUACAUUUCAUCGACUUUGCAUAUGGCACAUCACAACCAAGUUCUCUGAUAAACUACGACAGACUGCUUAUAAGGAAUAUUGGAAAGAGUUUAAGGAAACCAUAUGGGAGAUUGACAAUAUAGAUGAAUUUGAAGAAAAGUGGCAUGCAAUUGUUACAAAAUCUAGUUUGACUUACCAUCCAUGGAUGAGUUUAGUUUUUGAUUUGCGAAAAUCAUGGGUUCCAGCCUAUGUAAAACAUCUUUUUUCUGCUGGAAUGUCAAGCAGUCAAAGAGCAGAAAGCUCUCAUGCAUUUUUCAAGCAAUAUAUAUCAAAGAGAAAUUCAUUAAUGGAUUUCAUAACAAGAUUUCAAAGGGCACUUUCCCAUCAACGUCAAAAAGAGUUACUUGCUGAUCACAUUGAUGCAUUUGAAAAGUCUCAAUGUGCUCUAUUCAUAACAAUGGAUAAACAAAUGGCUGAAAUAUACAUAAAGGCAAUGUUCCAAAAGUUUGAACAGGAGCUAAUGCAAAGUUUACCGUGUUUUAUGGAACUGAAAAUGGAUGACGCCUCCAAAACUAUCUAUAAGUGA